Ostreococcus lucimarinus CCE9901 is the source of this 699-nucleotide messenger RNA. RefSeq lists its product with no specific name. The record is from RefSeq and is a predicted model, not a curated record. Lineage: Eukaryota; Viridiplantae; Chlorophyta; Mamiellophyceae; Mamiellales; Bathycoccaceae. Gene Ontology annotation, cellular component: outer dynein arm. The transcript has a single exon. Gene Ontology annotation, biological process: epithelial cilium movement involved in extracellular fluid movement; determination of left/right symmetry; inner dynein arm assembly. Bases 1 to 699 code for a protein of 232 amino acids.
AUGAACGCCCCGCGGGCGCUCCAGCGCCACGAAUCUAUGGAAAUCGCAUUCUCUCGCGCGCUCGAACUCGAUCGUCACCGCGCCGCCGUGGACGACGCGAAGAAGCGCGCCGCUGAGCAACGGUGCGACUACCAAGCCUUUCGCCAGCUCGUGCUCGGAGCCAACUUGAAACCGAUCGAGAAAUCGCGAACGGCGGCGGCGACGACGACGUCGCGAGUGUUUCAUGCGGCUCAGAGUCACGACGUUCAGAUCUCGAACGUCGCGUUCGAUCUACGUCGCCCGCGCGCGUCCGAGGUCAACGGCGGCGGUUCGUUGACCGCGCCGUCGCCGCGCGCGCCGCGCACGGCGGAUGAAUUCGCGCGCGCAUGGCGACGCACGUGCGGAACCGACGACGCGUUGAAGACACAAUUCUUGUUCGACUUUCCGCUCGACGCGUUCGAGUCAGUGUUCAAGGUUGAGAUCGGGUUGGACGCGUUGCGCGAUUUCGUUCGACUGAUUCGCGCUCGCGUCGAGCGAGACGAAAAUUGCGUCGAGCGUGCGGCGAGCAUUCUGUGCGCGCUGACGCGCUGUGGUUGCUUUCGCGCGCACUUACGUUUGGCCGGGACCGCGACCGCGACCGCGGCGUUGGAAACGCUGCGUCUCGCCAAACCGAGCGACGCCGUCGAAUGCGCGCGCCAGGCGUGGGGCGUCGCCGAGUAG